Messenger RNA from Jaculus jaculus (lesser Egyptian jerboa), 2037 nucleotides. It is a transcript of the gene Chtop, whose product is annotated as chromatin target of PRMT1. The transcript is spliced from 6 exons. The record is from RefSeq and is a predicted model, not a curated record. NCBI's taxonomy places the organism in Eukaryota, Metazoa, Chordata, Mammalia, Rodentia, Dipodidae. Bases 311 to 1114 code for a protein of 267 amino acids.
CAGCAGCAGGCGGGAGUUGGCGGCGGCGGCGGCGGCAAAGACGAGAAGACAAGAGAAGGCAGGCCGGCGAGCGAGGCGGUCGUCCGGCUGGGCACGGAGCCCGCAAGCGCGAAGCCUCCCUCGUCCCACACACGCCCACCGCGCAACCUCACCGCUCAGGCAGCUAAGCCCACCGCCGGCACCCCGAGCGUCGGCUCCGGCCGCCCGCCCCGCCCCGCCCCGCCCCGCCCCGCCGGCCGCGGCCGUGCUGGUGGCGGCAACCCCGGGAGGAGCUCCGGCGCCCGUUUCCUCCGAUUCUCGGGAUUUGAAGAUGGCUGCACAGUCAGCGCCGAAAGUUGUGCUAAAAAGCACCACCAAGAUGUCUCUAAAUGAGCGCUUCACUAAUAUGCUGAAGAGCAAACAGCCGAUGCCAGUGAACAUUCGCGCGUCGAUGCAGCAGCAGCAGCAGCUAGCCAGUGCCAGAAACAGGAGACUGGCCCAGCAGAUGGAGAAUAGACCCUCUGUCCAGGCAGCAUUAAAGCUGAAGCAGAUCCCGUUGAAUUUCUUUUUUGAUCUCAAUCCUCAACACCUUUUCUUCCAGAAGAGCUUAAAGCAGCGCCUGGGUAAGAGUAACAUCCAGGCACGUUUAGGCCGACCCAUAGGUGCCCUGGCCAGGGGAGCGCUUGGAGGACGAGGAGGCCUGCCCAUAGUCCAAAGAGGCUUACCCAGAGGGGCACUACGUGGAGGAAGAGCCACCAGAGCCCUCCUGAGGGGUGGAAUGUCCCUCCGAGGUCAAAACCUGCUCCGAGGUGGACGAGCCGUAGCUCCCCGAAUGGGCUUAAGAAGAGGUGGUGUUCGAGGUCGUGGAGGUCCUGGGAGAGGGGGCCUAGGGCGUGGAGCUAUGGGUCGUGGAGGAAUCGGUGGUAGAGGUCGGGGUAUGAUAGGUCGGGGAAGAGGGGGCUUUGGAGGCAGAGGCCGUGGCCGUGGCCGAGGGAGAGGAGCCCUCACUCGCCCUGUGUUGACCAAGGAGCAGCUGGACAACCAGUUGGAUGCGUACAUGUCAAAAACUAAAGGACACCUGGAUGCCGAGUUGGACGCCUACAUGGCGCAGACAGAUCCUGAAGCCAACGAUUGAAGCAUGUAUGCCAGCCCUCCUGUGAGAGACUCUUGUUAAAGUCACCACAUCCAAAACAACCUCGACAUAACAGAUGAGAAGAACCCUGACUGAGGCUGGAGGACCUGUCACAAUAGGCUGUGGACUCAACUUGCCACCAGUUUGUGCAUUUAGUCUGUUCUUUUACUUUGUGAUACUGUGUUGUAUGAAACCCUUUUCUUUGAUUUGAUUGAGUUUGUUGGUCGUUCCUUCCCCCCCCCCCCCCCCCCCCCCCCCGGCACCCAGACUUCUUUUUGAAUAGGAAUAUACUGGCCUUAUAGGUUGAACACUUCCAACACCUGCCAUGCUCUGACAUUCUAAUAUUUCCUCUUUUUAUCUCUGUUCCUCCACAAAAAAAAGUCCCAGAAAGAGCCAGUGUUGCUUCCUAAUGCUGGUUUCUGGGGUAGAAUUCUGUUGUGUGUCCUCUUUAAUAGCUCUGGAAAUGUUCAAAUUUGGAUCUCCAAGCUGUAUUCUGCUGUGAUAGUGUAGGUAGUGAAUUGGGAGUGUUGAUAUUGCUACAGGGCCACAGGACGAGUUACACAUGGUGGCCACUUAGAUUUAAUGGACGUUGGUACCAUCCACACCACAUAAUGGGACCCAGCAGUAAGCUUUCUUUGUGUCCGAGGGGUCUGGGUGGCUCAUACCUGCGUGGUAAAGGCAGAUGUGGAAGAAGGGGUGUGGUGGAGAAAUGGUGGCAGACAGGGCCUCUGGGAGGGGCCAGAGGUUACCGAUGCUGGAAUGCAGUUAUCUUGGUGUUUGCCCAAAGCCAGUCUUGGUGUAAUCCACAUGGUUUCUUUGACCUCUAUCCCUUGAAAGUUUAAGUUCAACUAUUUUGUCAGCUGUUCCAGUUUCAGUGGAAUCUUGUAUUUCAGGUUCAUUAUAACAAAUUGUUCUCUCAAAUUCAA